AUGAAUACUGUAAAGGAAGAAGAAGAGACCGUAGAAGGUCUUACUAGCAAGCCAAUAGUUAAAAUACGACAUAAUCCCCAAGGUCGUACAUUCAUAGUCACAAUCACACUUCCGUUAGAAGCUCUACAAGCGAUCAAUCUUGCUAUAGUUAAAAUCAAAUCCCCUACAAAGAAGCAGUAUAUAUCAGGUAUAAGAGAAGAUCAAGUUACUAAGUAUAAUGAUUUGGUUUUAAAAGAACAACGAGAAUUGAGAUACAAGACAAGAAGGAGAUCUGGAUCUCUUGAACGUACUCCAUCUCCCACUCCUUCAGGAACUAAUGAUGCUAACACAACCCCUUCUAGGAAACGAGUGAAGUUUUUGCUAUAG
Molecule: messenger RNA, 366 nt
Organism: Hemisphaericaspora subhashii
Lineage: Eukaryota; Fungi; Ascomycota; Pichiomycetes; Serinales; Debaryomycetaceae
Exons: 1
Coding region: 1-366 (121 amino acids)
Source: RefSeq, a predicted model, not a curated record